Messenger RNA from Salpingoeca rosetta, 2759 nucleotides. RefSeq lists its product as uncharacterized. Lineage: Eukaryota; Choanoflagellata; Craspedida; Salpingoecidae. Bases 23 to 2479 code for a protein of 818 amino acids. The record is from RefSeq and is a predicted model, not a curated record. The transcript is spliced from 5 exons.
CGACCAACACAUCCAUCCCCAGAUGACGACGACGGCCAUUAUCAGCACCACUAAGAGGAGAGACACGCUGACGCUGACGAGGAGGAGGCCGAUGAUGAUGAUGACGAAGGCUGCUUCCCGCUGGCUUGUUGCCGCGGUGGUCAUGGCAGCGUUGCUGUGCCUGAGCGGCAGCAAACACCCCGCCACGCUCGCCGCGCCCCUGCCAUCCGACGGAGAUGAUACCAGCACCAACAACAACAACAACAACGACAACGGUCCUGCUGUGGAGCGCAUGACGUCUGCCAACUGCCACCACAUCCCCAUCAUCCACGACCAGCUUGAGGCUCUUUCCCCGGAGGCGAAGGACACCGCAAUGGCCAACAUGGACUCCCACCACCUCACCGUUGCAGAUGCAGAGAGCAUCCGCUUCGGCCCCAACGGCGAGCUCGUCUUCGUGGACACGUUUGAGAUCCCGCCCGUCGACGACGGCAACCAGGGCGGCGGUGGCGACAGCAGCAGCAACAACGAUGACGCGCGCGUUGGCGAGGCAAGCGCCGCCGCCCACCGUGGCCGCCGGUUUCUCAAGGUGCACCCGCCAAACCGCUACGACGCCAACGGCCUGCCCAUCUACCACAGCCGCAAAGGGUCACGCAACGUCAUCUUCCUUGACUUUGACGGGCACUGGCUGCCCGACGCCUCAUAUUGGGGCGGGUUCACCGCGGGCCCCUACGACCCGUCCGACGACGGCCUGGCCUUCAAUGCCGUCGAGCAGGGCCAGAUUGCGCUCAUCUGGGCGCGUGUUGCCGAGGACUACGCCCCCUUUGAUGUGGACGUAACCACGGAGCCAUUCGACAUUCAGACAGCCACCAGCAUCCACGCCCUCAUCACGGAGAGCGUGCAAGUCGGUGGCAGCCCCAUGCCAUAUGACACGGCCGGUGGCGUUGCCGUGCUCGACGUCUUCAACAGCCGCUACCUCCCUUACUACUCCCCAGCCCUCGUUUAUUAUGAUAACCUGGGCGGUGGCAUCAACGACUACGUUGCAGAGGCCACGAGCCACGAGAUUGGGCACAACUUUGGACUCAGCCACGACGGUUACUAUGGCGACGAAUAUGCCGGUGGCUUUGACGGCAACUACUUCACAAGCUGGGCACCCCUCAUGGGAACGGGUUACACGAGGGCAUUGUCCCAGUGGAGCAACGGCGAGUACGAUGGCGCCACCAACACGGAGGAUGACAUUGGCAUCAUCUCUGCACAGACCGGGUUUGUGGCCGAUGUGGCUGGCGACCGGCCAGGCACCGCGGCUGCUGUGCGCUUCCUCACAGACACGGACUUUGAGGGCAAGGGCAUCAUUCUGAAUCGUGACGACAAGGACUGGUGGGCCAUCACCCUGGCUGUGGACGGCACGAUUGACGUUGUUGUGUCGCCGUGGUUCGCCCUGUCCCGCACCCCCGGCAACAACUUGGACGUGAAGCUGACGCUGUACGACAGCGCGUCGAGCGAGGUGGACGCCGCAAACCCCUCCUCCUUUACGGAGGCCACCAUCCAAACGGCGCUGUUGCCUGCAGGCACGUACUACCUCGAAGUUGACGGCACGUACGACGGCAGCGUCAUCACGUCCGAUUAUGGCUCUGCUGGCCAGUAUUUCAUCAGCGGCAGCAUCUCCCCGGGCCCGCGCACCACCGUCACGUACACCCCGCUCCCAACAUCCACCACGACGCAGGUGGGCUGCAGCAACGACGAGUACGAGCCAAACAACCACUUCCAGGACGCCACUGCGCUGCCGCUUGGCGACACGGCGUUCUCCGCGCACCUGUGCCCUGGCGAGGCUGAUUGGUACCGCACGCGCGUGUGUCCUGGCGGCUCCCUCAGCAUCAGCAUCACGUUUGGCACGGGCGACUUUGACGCCUUCCUGUUCUCCCCUGACGGCACAUAUGUUGCCGUGGGCGCAACAGACACGCCCAACGAGCUCGUGGCGUACACGGACAGCGGCUACGGCGGGUUCUACUAUCUGGAGGUGUUCCCUUACUCUGGCAGCGGCGGUUACGAGGUGGCCGUCACCAUCACCGGCUGCGACUUCAGCACGACAACGAGCGUGGCCACCACAAGCGCGUUCCCACCGCUCACGUGCCCGGAGAACGACCAGUACGAGAACAACAACAAGAAGCGUCGCGCCUCUGACAUCCCUCUCUCCACCACCAUCUAUGCCAUCGCCUGCGAGACGGAGCAGGACUGGUACAAGCUUGAGACGUGCAAGGGCGCGACCGUGACUGCGACCAUUGAGAUUGAGCCCAGCACCGUCGGCGACAUCAACUUGUCCAUUCGCAACCGCCGUGGCAAGCAGGUGUCCCUCACGCGCCUUCGCAAUGGCGAGACGAGCGGUGUUGUCACCACCACGGCAGGUAGGAACGGCAACCACUAUGUCACCAUCGCCAGCAAGGACGGCAAGAACCCCAUCUACAGCCUUGUUGUUGAGACAACAGAAACACCCCCAUGCUCAUAAACACAGGGAGAGAGAGGGUGUGUGAUGUGUGAUGUUUGUGUGAUGUGUGAUGUUUUGUGUGUGUGUGUAAAUGUGUGUGUGUGGCAUGAACUCCAGAUUGCGUGUCACAUCACAACGUGCGGUUGCUUGUUGAAGUGUUCUGUUGAUUGUGUGGCUUUCCCCUCCCAUCUUUGUUUUGCUUCCGUUCCUCCCUUCCGUUACUUGACUACGUGAGUGCAUGUUCAGUUCUCUCUUGUUCUGUUUCAAGCAAGAAGACUCCAAUACAGAUCUUGUGUGGGAA